Messenger RNA from Triticum dicoccoides, 833 nucleotides. RefSeq lists its product as uncharacterized. Bases 166 to 447 code for a protein of 93 amino acids. NCBI's taxonomy places the organism in Eukaryota, Viridiplantae, Streptophyta, Magnoliopsida, Poales, Poaceae. The record is from RefSeq and is a predicted model, not a curated record. The transcript has 4 exons.
UGAUAGCCCGUCUCGACCUCCUCUUCCUCGUUCCCCGGAACUCGCUCGUCUUCCUCGUUCCUAUUUGAGGUCGAGCCCUCCUCCGGCCUCUCCGCCUCCUACCUGCUGAUUGGGGUGUUCGAUCCGGAUUCCACCUGCUCUGCUUGGAUUAGAAGAUAUAAAAAAAUGGCUGCACAAGACACUCCUAUGAUCACCGAGGAUGACUAUGAGACUCAGCAGAAGAAGCAAGCUGCUGCAGAUGUUCUUUUCAACUAUUCACAGUUUGUUAUGGUGUGCAUUGGUGAGGGAGUUCGCCCGACUGAUCUCCGGUUGCACCUUAUGAAGGAAAUUUCAGGGAUGCCCACCUCUUUGAAGGAAGAGCCACGGCAGGCAGCUGCCUCCCCAGAUUCUAGCGGUGAACCAUCAUCCUCUGGGACGAUGAAAGAAGACAGGAGCGAAAUCCCAUAAGCUUCAUCUGCAUCUUGCAAGGAGAUGGUAUCUCAGGAUGAUAGGCGAUGAUUUGUGAUCAUAGAGAUGUAAAUAAGUUAGCAUGCUUGAGGCAAGGCCUGAUUUGGUUUACAGCGCUGAAGAGCACAUUUUCCUGGCGGAUGGUAACAUUUGUGAUCAUUUUUCAAGCCACUUGCAUUGCAUCUACUCCCUCCGUUCCGAAUUACUUGUCGCAGGUAUGAAUGUAUCUAGAUGUAUUUUAGUUCUAGAUACAUCCAUUUCUACGACGAGUAAUUUGGAACGGAGUAUUAGUUGGGGUCCAUAUCUUAGCCUAUAAUCGCCGAACAAUACUGUUCUGUUGUCCAUGUCUUAUGUUUAAUCAGGUUGACUGGAGGUUCUGUUUUGCA